Molecule: messenger RNA, 1524 nt
Organism: Musca vetustissima
Lineage: Eukaryota; Metazoa; Arthropoda; Insecta; Diptera; Muscidae
Gene: nAChRbeta2
Product: acetylcholine receptor subunit beta-like 2
Exons: 10
Coding region: 169-1503 (444 amino acids)
Biological process (GO): signal transduction; monoatomic ion transmembrane transport; nervous system process
Cellular component (GO): neuron projection; postsynaptic membrane; synapse
Molecular function (GO): acetylcholine-gated monoatomic cation-selective channel activity; transmembrane signaling receptor activity
Source: RefSeq, a predicted model, not a curated record
GCCCCAUUGAGCUUCGAGGCCAAUCCGAACACAAAACGUCUUUAUGAUGAUUUGCUAAGCAAUUACAACCGUUUGAUAAGGCCAGUUGUCAACAACACUGAAACCUUAACCGUAUGGUUGGGUCUGAAGCUUUCUCAAUUGAUAGAGGUUAAUCUUCGAAAUCAAGUUAUGACCACAAAUUUGUGGGUGAAACAGCGCUGGUUUGACUACAAAUUGCGCUGGGACCCAGAAGAAUAUGGUGGUGUUGAACAACUAUAUGUCCCAUCGGAACAUAUAUGGGUGCCGGAUAUUGUACUCUAUAAUAAUUGGGAUGGCAAUUACGAGGUAACACUAAUGACCAAGGCCACGUUGAAAUAUACUGGAGAAGUGUUUUGGGAGCCACCUGCAAUCUAUAAGUCAUCAUGCGAAAUGAAUGUAGAAUACUUUCCAUAUGAUGAGCAGAUUUGCUUCAUGAAAUUCGGCUCAUGGACAUACAAUGGGGCUCAAGUGGAUUUGAAACAUUUGGAUCAGGUUCCUGGAAGUAAUCUAGUGCAAAUUGGAAUUGAUUUAAGUGAAUUUUAUUUAUCUGUGGAAUGGGAUAUUCUUGAAGUUCCUGCAACUAAAAAUGAGGAAUACUAUCCUGAUACUAGAGAACCCUUUUCAGAUAUUACUUUUAAGUUAACAAUGCGACGCAAAACAUUAUUCUAUACAGUAAACUUAAUAAUUCCAUGUGUGGCACUAACAUUCCUUACUGUGCUGGUCUUCUAUCUGCCCAGUGAUUCCGGUGAAAAGGUUACGUUAUGUAUUUCUAUUCUUGUGUCUUUGACUGUGUUCUUCUUGCUGUUGGCCGAAAUUAUACCGCCAACAUCGUUGGCCGUACCACUGCUUGGCAAAUACCUCCUAUUCACAAUGAUACUGGUAUCGUUGUCUGUGUGGACAACGGUCUGUGUCUUGAAUAUCCACUUCCGGUCACCCUCCACUCACAACAUGUCACCCUGGGUACGUACUGUUUUCAUCACAUUCAUGCCCAAAAUAAUGUUUAUGCAACGAUCACCUAUCGAAAUGCCGGAUUUUAAUAAUUAUCCGGAGUACAAUGGCUAUACCAAUGAGAUCGAUGUGAGAGACAGCAUUAGCGAUUACCCAUGUGAAUACAAAGACGGUCAAGAUGCCACCUACGACAAUGGCGUUCAGCCAUCUAUAGAUUCGGAUAAUGUAAUUCCGCGGCGUCUAACUCCAGAAGUUUUGCAAGCUUUACGUGCAGUGCGGUUUAUAGCACAACACAUUAAGGACGCAGACAAAGAUAAUGAGAUUAUAGAGGAUUGGAAAUUUGUUUCAAUGGUCUUGGAUCGAUUCUUUUUAUGGACAUUUACGCUGUCAUGUAUCUUUGGAACGUUUGCUAUCAUCUGCCAAUCGCCAUCGCUAUAUGAUACACGUCUACCAAUCGACCGUCAAUUGAGUGAGAUACCGCUGAGGAAGAAUAAUUUUAUGUUGCCGCCGGAUAUUGUGCGUCAAACCGUUAAUUAAAUUUUAAAUCUCCAAACGCCA